Messenger RNA from Gasterosteus aculeatus aculeatus (three-spined stickleback), 3677 nucleotides. The record is from RefSeq and is a predicted model, not a curated record. NCBI's taxonomy places the organism in Eukaryota, Metazoa, Chordata, Actinopteri, Perciformes, Gasterosteidae.
GGGGGGCGAGCGGGGGGAGGAGGAGGAGAGCGAGGCAGAAGAAGAACUACCUUGAAAAAAAGACCGGAAUAAUUUAGCAGAAGAAGAGACGAGGAAGAAGGAAGUGUGCCGGCCGAAGGGAGGAAACAGGAAUCAAGGAAGUCAAGGGAUCAAGGAAGUGUGAAGGAGAGGAGAAGAUGCCGCUGGCUCAGCUGGCCGAUCCCUGGCAGAAGAUGCCUCUGGGGGGGACGACGGGAGAGGACGCACAUCACGACGCCGACGACUCGGCUGGUGACGACGACUUGAUGCUGGGAUGCACGGACGACGUGCCGAUCAAGGAGAUCAGCAUCACUCAUCACGUGAAGGAAGGAUCGGAAAAGGCCGACCCGCGACAGUUCGAGCUCCGCAAAGUCCUCGGGCAAGGCUCCUUCGGCAAGGUCUUCCUGGUGAGGAAGGUCACGGGGCCGGACGCCGGUCAGCUCUACGCCAUGAAGGUCCUGAAGAAGGCGACGCUGAAAGUGCGCGACCGGGUCAGGACGAAGAUGGAGAGAGACAUCCUGGUGGAGGUCAACCACCCCUUCAUCGUCAAGCUGCACUACGCCUUUCAGACGGAGGGGAAGCUCUACCUGAUCCUGGACUUCCUCAGAGGAGGAGACCUCUUCACCCGCCUCUCCAAGGAGGUGAUGUUCACGGAGGAGGACGUGAAGUUCUACCUGGCAGAGCUCGCGCUGGCCCUCGAUCACCUGCACGGCCUCGGCAUCAUUUACAGGGACCUCAAGCCAGAGAACAUCCUGCUGGAUGAGGAGGGACACAUCAAGCUGACUGACUUCGGCCUCAGCAAGGAGUCGAUCGACCACGAGAACAAGGCCUACUCCUUCUGCGGGACGGUGGAGUACAUGGCCCCCGAGGUGGUGAACCGCAGGGGCCACACGCACAGCGCCGACUGGUGGUCCUACGGCGUGCUCAUGUUCGAGAUGCUGACGGGAACGCUGCCGUUUCAGGGAAAAGACCGGAAAGAGACGAUGACCAUGAUCCUGAAGGCCAAGCUGGGGAUGCCACAGUUGAGCUCAGAAGCUCAGAGUCUCCUGAGGACUUUCAAACGCAAUCCGUCCAACAGAUUAGGAGCUGGACCGGACGGCGUGGAGGAGAUCAAGAGGCACCCGUUCUUCAGCACCAUCGACUGGAACAAGCUGUUCCGCAGAGAGAUUCCUCCUCCUUUCAAACCGGCCUCGGGACGACCUGACGACACCUUCUACUUUGAUCCAGAGUUCACAGCCAAAACCCCGAGAGACUCUCCGGGGGUUCCUCCCAGCGCCAACGCCCAUCAGCUGUUCAGGGGGUUCAGUUUCGUGGCGAUAACAGAAGAGGACACGCAGCCGAUCCCCAGCACGAUGGUGCAGCAGCUCCACAGAAGCACGUCGCAGUUCUCGGACGCUUACGACAUCAAAGAGGACAUCGGCGUCGGCUCGUACUCCGUCUGCAAGCGCGCCGUGCACAAAGGGAGCGGCAUGGAGUACGCCGUCAAGAUCAUCAGCAAGACCAAGAAGGACCCGACGGAGGAGGUGGAGAUCCUGCUGAGAUACGGACAGCAUCCCAACAUCAUCACCCUCAAGGACGUGUACGACGACGGCCGCUCCGUCUUCCUGGUGACGGAGCUCAUGAAGGGAGGAGAGCUGCUGGACAAAAUCCUGCGGCAGAAGUUUUUCUCUGAGCGGGAGGCCAGCGCCGUCCUCUACACCAUCACCAAGACGCUGGAGUACCUGCACGUACAGGGGGUGGUGCACCGAGACCUGAAGCCCAGCAACAUCCUCUACGUGGACGAGAGCGGGAACGCCGAGUCCAUCAGGAUCUGCGACUUCGGCUUCGCCAAACAGCUGCGGGCGGAGAACGGGCUGCUGAUGACGCCGUGCUACACUGCCAACUUCGUGGCCCCGGAGGUCCUGAAGAAGCAGGGCUACGACGCAGCCUGUGACAUCUGGAGUCUGGGAGUGCUGCUGUACACCAUGCUGACGGGCUUCACUCCCUUCGCCAACGGGCCGGAGGACACACCCGAGGAGAUCCUGGCUCGCAUCGGCAGCGGGAAGUUCUCCCUGAGCGGCGGAUACUGGACCUCCGUCUCCGCAGAGGCCAAGGACCUGGUGUCCAAGAUGCUCCACGUGGACCCCCAUCGGCGGCUGACGGCUGGUCAGGUCCUGAGACACCCGUGGGUGACGCACCGAGACCAGCUGCCCAAAUACACCCUCAACAGACAGGACGCCCCACACCUGGUCAAGGGAGCGAUGGCCGCCACCUACUCGGCCCUCAACAGGAAUGUCCCCCCCGUGCUGGAGCCGGUGGGCUGCUCCACUCUGGCCCAGAGGAGGGGUCUGAAGAAGAUCACCUCCACCGCUCUGUGACCUCUGACCCCUCCCUCAAUGUGACCUCCUUCUCCUGGCUGUGGUCCGGUCCGGAGGGGGACAGACUACUACUGAUAGAACCGCUAAACGCCAAAUAGGAACACAAAGACCCCCCCCCCCCCGCAUUGCACCUCAACGGACUCUUCUGAUUGGCUGGUUAUCUCUCAGCUAAAAACAUGUUCCUGUCUAUGCUCGGGACAAUCAAAGCCCUGCGGCCUGGGGAGGGAGGGAGGCUUGUAUCCUGCCACAGGGACACGUUAAUCUCAUGUUUGCAUUUAAAGCUGCAGGUCGCUGUAUUUAAACCUCAAGUAGCCUCUGACAUUAACGAGCAUCUAACAACAUUUUUAUGUUUUACAGGCAUAAAGAAAAGUCUUUAGGGAGCUCUUAUUUUGUAGAGACUUCCUGCGAUCCAGUAUUUUUACCUUCCGGUGACAAAAAAAACACAGAGAACAAAAAUCAAUCAAGCUUUUCGUCCUGAUCAGUUUCAAUUUAACUCAAAGAAACCGAGUGAAACAAAUAGAUCCCUGACUGUAAGUUAUGAAUAUUUUCCCGUGUGUGUGAGACAAAACCUGGGAGAACGAUUCUUAAUUUGCCUCGUUGAAACAUUUCGGGGAUUCACCUGAGCACAAAUGUGAACAAAAUCCGCCUUUUCUGUUUCCCGUUAUUCAUUUUAAAGCUGCACAAGAUGCUGAAACGUGUUCGUUUUCUUAUUUGACUUUAUAAUCCUGCAAUAGAUUUAUGCAACAAAAAGUACUCAGCUGUUACUAUAACGUAGAAGUAGCAGUUUUCUAAAUAUUAGUAUUUGUUAUGCAGAAUGACCACCUCUACCGGAUAAUAGUGAUAAAUACAUUGAUGUUAAUAUCAAUGCAAUACAAGUAUUCCUCACGUCCUUUUGUUCACUUUUCCAUAAACACAGCAAAGUAAAAUGUGGUACAAAGUAGUGGAAACCUUCAAAUAAAGUACAAGCAUAACCAGUAGUACUCGGCCCAAAGGCUUAAAGCCAUGAAACAGGAAGUUGUGUUAUUUUUAGGAUUCUUGUGCAGCUUCAACGUGACUCAAACUCCUCGAGGAGAACGUCCACAUUUUGCACAACGAACAACCGAGUCUUCUUCUCGAGGGCCCCCAUGUUGUGUUUUUUUUAUUCCGGCGGUGUCCCCGGUUACCCCCGGUUACCCCCGGUUACCGGUCGAGCUUCCUGCUUCCACAAAAAAAAAAAAACGACCGACCGUCUCCGUCUGCAGCGGACGGGACGGAGGAACUGUAAAUAUGUCUCCAUGUACGAGCAACUCAGGUUUCUAUGAA